AUGCUCAGCGUAAUGCUCGCAUGGCUGAGCCUUGCUUUAUUCAAUGGUGCGCUUGCUCGGAAUUCCAUCUGCCCCACAGUCGACGUCGGUUAUGCGACAUAUCUCGGCAACCAGACAUACCCAAAUACGGUGGCAUACCUUGGGAUACCGUAUGCCGAGCCCCCUGUAGGCGAUUUGCGCUUCCGUGCAACGGUCCCUCUGAACACGACGCGUGUGAGCGAAGAGGCCAGCUUGAACGGGGUAGUGGUCAACGCGACCUACUACCCUGACUUUUGUGUCCAAGGAACAACGGGUGCUGGAGAUGCGGGGGGAGCAGGAUCAGAGGACUGCUUAAAAGUCAACAUCUACUCACCCUACGGUGUCGAAGAAGGCGACAACCUCCCUGUAUUGUUCUAUAUCCAUGGCGGAGGUUAUGUCUAUGGAAAUCCACGUAACUGGCCAUUUGAUAACUGGAUCAAUCAAAGUCCGAAUGUCAUCAUCGUGUCUGUUUAUUACCGUCUUGAUUCUUUCGGCUUCCUAACCACUCCCGAAUUCGCCGACCCCACGUACGGCGACUUUAAUGCGGGGUUCCAGGACCAGAUCCAGGCACUCAAAUGGGUCAAAUCAUACAUCAGCAAAUUCGGUGGUGACCCGACCAAAGUGACCAUCAACGGUCAGAGCGCCGGUGGUAGCUCCGUGGAGCUACACAUGAUUGCCAACGAGGGUGAACAGCUUUUUUCUGGCGCUAUUGCGCAGAGCGUCUUCAGGUCGCCCCUUCCCACCCCUGAGCAACAGCAGCCUCUGUUCCAAUUUUACGCAUCAUACGCAGGGUGUGGAACGGGCUCUGUGGCAGAGCAAAUGACAUGUCUCCGUGGUGCAAGCAUCAGCGCGCUUGCACGGGCACAGGAUGCUGCAGUCCAGGGGAAAUUUUCCGGAUUGUACAAUUCAUUCCGCCCCGUCUUGGACGGCAUGCUGAUUACUGGACACCCUACGUCGAUGUUCGAACGCGAUGAGUUUGCUCAUGUUCCGCUUAUAGUUGGCGCAACAUCUAACGAGACUCUUUCUGGCGGGGCGAACAUCUCUCUGGCACUUAAGGAAUAUUUUCCAUCACUGACAGACGCAGUUAUUCAGGAGUUCUUGCGGCUAUAUCCAGCAGAUGAAUUUGAUUCUUUGAGUCAGCAGUUCCAGGUGGCCACAGGCGAACCUGACGUAAUAUGCGGUCGCCAGGCCAUGGGCGGCCCAUCCUCGCUACAUUCCAAUACUUGGACUUAUCGGUACAACACACCUAACCCAACGAGCGGUAGCGAUGUCGUUGCACAUGCUGCAGAGAAUUGGAUGAUGUUUGAUGGCACUAACACCGGUUUAAACGGCUCUACGACAUUUACGCCACAGACGCCCGCCGAACUCGCAUUCACUUCCGAACUCAUUGCUUACUGGCUUUCCUUCGUGCGCACCGGCAAUCCCAAUAUUUACAAGCUGGACAGGUCUCCGAUGUGGGAGCAGUACACUGAGCUCAGCCCUGUCCGGAUGGUUUUGAUGCAGGAUCCGCAAAACCUGACGAUUGUAAGCGGUAGCUAUAUGGAGAGUCAACCUGCUACGGAGGCUGCCAGGUGUGCAUUUGCGAUUAGCAAGGCGCAGGCUUGUCAAAAUUAGGCAGGGUCAUAGUGACUUAUCCAACACUGAUCCACAAUGUAAAGAAAUGCAAACAAGGGUGCGACAAAAUUU
This is a messenger RNA of Suillus clintonianus, 1704 nucleotides long. RefSeq names its product Alpha/Beta hydrolase protein. NCBI's taxonomy places the organism in Eukaryota, Fungi, Basidiomycota, Agaricomycetes, Boletales, Suillaceae. The coding region runs from base 1 to 1632 and encodes 543 amino acids. The record is from RefSeq and is a predicted model, not a curated record. The transcript has 9 exons.